UAUAAACGCACCUCUUUCAAGAAUUAGCUACACUUUUCAUCGCUACAUCGUAUCCAAAGGUCCUGGUUGAAUCGUGCUAUGAUGGAAGGCUACACUAUACUCUCACUUCUUCUCUGCCUCAGUGCGGCAAGCGCCGCUUCCAAUUAUGAUGUGCGGCUUACCGGGCCAGAUAACAACGAGCGAAUGGGACGGGUAGAGAUCUCUUGGAACGAACAAUGGGGAACAGUUUGCGACGUUGGCUGGGAUAUUGAGGACGCUAAUGUUGUCUGCAAACAGUUGGGCUUCCCUGAUGGUGCUGAUCCUGAGAGACUGUACAAGAAAUUCGGCAAAGGCUCAGGAACGAUUUGGGUCGCCGGCAUGGACUGUACCGGCAAAGAGGCUCAACUCAAGGAGUGCCAUGUGAGAAAUAAUGGGGCAUUCGGUUGCACUCAUGACCAGGACGUAGGAGUGUCAUGCCUAGGUUGGGACUCAUAUGGAAAAAAAAAGGAAAGGUGGCUGCUAAAGAACGAUCCGAUGACAAAAAAGAUGCUAACUUGAAGAAGAAAGAUGUCCUCCAGGCCCUAUAUGAUCUCCUGGUCGAACUCGACGACAAAUAGAAAAUAUAAGGCAGCGGACACACUGAACUUGGGACGGACUAGGAGCUGUUAGAUAUAUAGAGCCUUUUUUUCUGCACGUUCGCUCGGCCGUUUAUUCAUUCGCGGUUGGGUCUGGACGAGCAGGUGAUGUCACUUCAUAUUGACGCGUGAUCGAUAUAGUCAAAAACAUUUGCCCCCAAAAUAUACUGAAAACAUGAUCCCUUUUGCACAAGAACUGGUACAAAGACGAGGCUCUAGAAAAAAUGUGUAUGUCUAACUUAUCGGGUACACAGUUUAAAAAGUAGCCUGUUUUCGAGGAAAAAAAUGAAUAUACUCAUUUACAUGUUCGCGAACAAAUAUGACCCCUUUUCAUCAAAUGUUAUGUUUUUUAAAACAAAAUCAACUCCGCGAACAUUCCCGCAAAUCACCCAUUUUACGCGAAAUGUAUAACUAUCUUGUGCCGCACACGACAUCGAUAAGAGUGAUACCACCGCUAGAGACUUAACAUAUUUUGACAAAAGUUGGAUUCUAGGGCCGUCCACUAGUUUGUACCCCCUAAAUGACGGAUUGCCUAAAUGUUAUUAACCCUAUAGGUUUCUAACCACUCUGCUAACUGCUUUAACCCACAUUAUAAUUCCUUUGAAGAGAAACCAUCUUUAUCAGGCCUCGUUCAGAAAUGAUGCGGCAAAAUUGGGCGUUUUUCUUUUGUUAUGUUGACGUAAAAUGUAAAGAGCGUCACUUUUUCGUAUCCCAUAACACAUAGCUCGGUAAAAACGCGAAGCAGUAUUUUUUUUUAAAUUUAUGCGGCGGUUUACCGUGUCAUAUUUAAACGAGCCUGUAUAAAAACAGAAUUCUCUAUCCCUCUUUCUUUCUCCAUUUCUUUCUGUUUUUUAAAGUUCAUCUAAAAUACAUUAUAUAAACAGGGUUUUAUCAUAUUGAUAUUUUUUACUAUAUAGAAGAUAUCAUUCGUUGCUUUGUUUUUGUAGAGGUUAAUCUCAAACGGACAUGAUUAUGUAACUCACCAGAUUUUGCUACCCUGUAUUGACUAACUCUUUUAUUAAACAUGAUAUAUUCAUUGCAAGAAGAA
This is a messenger RNA of Strongylocentrotus purpuratus (purple sea urchin), 1662 nucleotides long. RefSeq names its product galectin-3-binding protein B. NCBI's taxonomy places the organism in Eukaryota, Metazoa, Echinodermata, Echinoidea, Camarodonta, Strongylocentrotidae. Gene Ontology annotation, cellular component: membrane. The record is from RefSeq and is a predicted model, not a curated record. The transcript has 4 exons. The coding region runs from base 79 to 537 and encodes 152 amino acids.